ACGCGAUCACGGGAAGUGAAGGUGUACACCCUUGGGACGCGUGUUGGUGUGUUCACCUGUGCACGGCUUCACAACUCGGGCGCUGGUGUUUAUUAAUUGUGAAUUCGUGAAUUUGCGUGAUCCACAGCACGAUCGACGUGUUGCUUGCUUGAAGCGUGAUUCAUUCCGUUGUAUUACGACCCAAAUUCGUAAACUCCCGAACGUAAACAACUACGAUCGAUCGCGAUAAUUGACACUCUGUGUCUGAGGGUGCACUCCAAUUACACUACAUGUGCACACUAGCGACUUCUGUGGCGACUCCGGGCCUUGGAGCGGGACGGAUGGGGCUGAACGCGAUUCAACCGCGGCAGGGCAGUACGGAAAGUGCGGGAAGCGGAGACUCGGACAGUGGGGGAGGAGGGGGAGGCACAUUUGGAUCGCCGGUGUCGACAGCUGCGGCGGCGGCCGCCGCCCUCCAGUGGUACUAUCUGGCGAAUCUGGACGCACAUUCGAGCGAGUCUUUGCAGAGCUCGAAACUGUUCUCGCCACCUUACUGGACCGGGCCCGAAUCGUUCGCACCGUCGACACUGUCCAGCGAUGCGUACGCCCAAGAUCGUCGGGACGAGUGUGACUCACCGCUGCUUGCCGAAGAGCUGGCCGAACUAUGCGACCAGACCAGACUCGAGCUAGGGCUGCUCGAGAUAACUUCCAGAGCGCGCCCAACCCAUCUGGAAGUGGAGCAUCAUGCUGGAUAUGGUCGAGCGUUUCUCACCGGGGCGGUUAAAGGAUUCGCUGGCUAUGGAAGAAGUGUCUCACCGACGACGUUAGUGCAUCAACAUCAUCCCCACCAUCAUCAUCAUCAACAUCAUCAUCACCAUCACAAUCACCAUCAUAAUGCAAAGCAGCAGCAUCACGAGUUGCCAUUGACAAAACCCCAGCAAGCCUUGCAUCUUCAUGCACCACUGCCGCUGACGAGUAACCACUAUCAUCAACCCACGUACGGAGGACAUCAGCCGCUGCCACUGCACGCCGGAGGUAUGGAGCAGCAACACUUGCAGAACGCGAACCUGAAGUAUAGCAAAGUGCCGCCGGCCAACUAUCUUUGCCAUCUGUGCUUCAAGAAGGGUCACUACAUUCGAGACUGUCCUCAGGCUCGCCCGAAAGCGGAAGGCAAAACACCGUACCAGGGCAAGAAGCGCUGCUUCGGCGAGUACAAGUGUCCGAAGUGCAAGCGAAAGUGGAUGUCGGGCAAUUCGUGGGCCAACCAUGGUCAGGAGUGCAUCAAGUGCCACAUCAAUGUCUAUCCACACAAACAGCGCCCGCUGGAGAAACCGGACGGACUGGAUGUGUCGGAUCAAUCGAAAGUUCAUCCGCAGAUGCUGUGCGAAAAGUGCAAGACGUUGGGUUACUACUGUCGAAGAAUCCAGUAGCCGUGAAGGCGUGCGUAAUGACCCCAAUCUAUAGCAGAAAGUCACGUUGAAAUACCAAUUACCACUUAAAAUAGUUGCAAAUAGUUUUACAAGUUUCAUACGCCACAUCACAUCGAGAGAGAGUGUCAACAUAACAAUGAAAAGAAAACGAAUUCCAAAAUCUGUAUAUAAAGGAGCUGGACGACCUCGGCAGAAGCUCCACAGAAAUCCACUCGAAAUGCCAAAAUCUUGUUUGAAAUUCUCUCGGCCCUGUUGGAAGAGUAGAGAAGAUUUAGAGCAAAGUUUGUAUUAUUUUAUUGUGACAAACACCGAAAGGCCACUACUACUGGUUGCUGUUAAAAACAAAAUGCGAAUCAUUCAAAAUUUAUCGAACACAACAAGAGAAAGGAAAAGAAUAAUGUAUACAAUUGGCAUGAAUUGUUACGAGGCAAAGAGUUUGCCACCAAUAAACCAAACACGAACGAAAAGCGUUUGCUUUCAAUAAAGAAAUCGAAAUCAA
This is a messenger RNA of Anopheles arabiensis, 1908 nucleotides long. RefSeq lists its product as uncharacterized. The transcript has 4 exons. Gene Ontology annotation, molecular function: nucleic acid binding; zinc ion binding. The record is from RefSeq and is a predicted model, not a curated record. Bases 270 to 1409 code for a protein of 379 amino acids. NCBI's taxonomy places the organism in Eukaryota, Metazoa, Arthropoda, Insecta, Diptera, Culicidae.